Molecule: messenger RNA, 1765 nt
Organism: Dioscorea cayenensis subsp. rotundata (Guinea yam)
Lineage: Eukaryota; Viridiplantae; Streptophyta; Magnoliopsida; Dioscoreales; Dioscoreaceae
Product: mediator of RNA polymerase II transcription subunit 30
Exons: 3
Coding region: 78-485 (135 amino acids)
Cellular component (GO): mediator complex
Source: RefSeq, a predicted model, not a curated record
GUCCAUCUGAUUGGAGGCUUCCAGCUCCGAUAGCAGUCCAGAAUUAGGGUUAGGGUUAGGGUUUCGCUUCUCAUAGGAUGGCGGGGAGGAGCAGGCAAGAGCUGGGGGUGGACGGGCAGAGGCAUCUCGAGGAGACCAUCGCGGCGGCGUUCCAGAUCCUUUCAUCGAUGAACGACGAGCUCUGUAACCCUGCCCUCUGGUCGGCUACCCCUGCUUCGGCAGGGGCAUCCAGCGGUGACGUCUCCACUGACUCCUCUCAGCCCCUCGAGAUCGGUUCUGGUGGUGCGGCCGGAGGUGGUGCUGGCGGUGGCGGAGCUCUUGAAGAGGCCAGGCUUCGUUACAAGUCCGCUGUCUCUGCUUUGCGAGCCGUUAUCACUGCUAUUCCUACUUCCUCUCAGGAGGCUGGAGUUCUGGAAACAAAAUUGGACCAAGCUGAAACUGACAGAUUGGAAGCACGUCUAUCUGUUUUGAGAAAGAAGCUUUAAUGGUCUUCUCUUCUUUAUGUGAGUACUUAAGCCAUUGGCUUUUCCAUGGCACUUAUUGUUUUUUUUAAAUGUGACUGUAUCUUGUGUAGGACUGUCAUGAGUGUUUUUAUUAUUUCUUAAAGUUUCAUUUGUAUUUUCCUGUUUUUUAGAAGUAUUAAAUUGGUGUUUUUUUGUCAAACUUUUACUGAUUGAAAUGUUGGUGGGUGCAUAUUAGAAUGGAAUUUGCACUUAAAAAAAUUUGACAUGACUCUUUCCUUUCUAUUUUACAUUCUUCCAAUGACCUUGCAUACAAGAUUUUGAUGACAAAGAGUAAAAGAUAUAUAUAGAUAUUGUUGCAAUUGGUGUCAGAAGUCUGAAUAUCACAUUGUCCUUUUGUUGGAAGGCAAAAUGCUAAAGAGGAGACAUUUUUUUGUAAAUGAACCUAGGUCAAUAUAGUCAUCAGACUGUCUUUAUCCAAGAUAGCUUCAACUUAGUUUGUUUACGUGCAGGCUUAGUAUUAAAGACCAAGUUCUCCCUGUGCAAUAUUGAACCCAAUGGCUUUUGAUAUAGAUGUACUAUGCCGAAAAAUUCUAUUCUAUUUGUAACUUGAAAGGAUUGAUUGGAUGUCUUGAGACAUAGGCAUGUGCAAAUGCUUUCGUAAUUCUUGUCCCAUGCGAAAUUUAAGGUAUUUCUGAUUGAAAACAAGAUAGAGAAAUCUUUCAAGAUGGUCUGGGCAUAUUCACCUAUGAAACAUCAGUACUCAUAUGGUUGCGGGCUUUAAGUUGGUGUGGUCAAAUGCGAGAAGUAAAGAUCUGGAUGAAGAUAAAAAAAAAAUGACAUGAAUGUUAAGAAUGUAACAAAAGAGAGAGAUCUAAUUGAUAGGGCAAAGUGAAGAGGACGUCUCAUUUGAUAAACUCUUAUGUGUUGUUUAAUAGCUUAGAAUGGGCUGAAAUGGAAUUCUGGUUCUAGCUUUUGAAUUCCCAUGCCCUUGUUUUGGUUAUGCAUCAGUAACUGAGGAUCAACAUUGCAUAUUUUUUAUGAGAAUGUUGUUUCCCUGGAAAAUUGAGAAAAUCAAAUUUUGCACUUGCUUACAAAUUCCUUGGAAAUAGAUUACUAGCAUUACACUAGCAAGAUUUUAGGAAUUACUCCUAUAAUUUAUAGGCAUCAUACCUAAACUUGGUUUGCAUCUCAGAAAACCAGGAAAUGAAGAUAACUUUCCUGAAAAUAUUCAUUUGCUCCAUCUUUUCAUCAUUUGUGCUCUUUUUAUAGACUUGUAUUACAUGAACUAGAAAAAAAAAAAA